Messenger RNA from Dimorphilus gyrociliatus, 1322 nucleotides. NCBI's taxonomy places the organism in Eukaryota, Metazoa, Annelida, Polychaeta, Dinophilidae. The record is from the annotation of a GenBank genome assembly.
AGUGCAACAUAUGUUGUGAAACGUGGGUGAGAGUGUUUAUAAAUAUUCUCUGUUCUAUUUAAUUUAUACUGCACAAACUAAAGAAAAUUAGGCAAAGAUUAUUUUUAGAAUUACUUGUAAACCUUUCUCUUAUUAACUGCCAUGAUCUGAAUUUAUUAACAGGAAUAAUCCUCUUUGAUCAAAAAGAAUGGCAACAGCGGCUUUUUCCGGCAAAGAUCAUUUAUUGGACAAUUUAAGGUUUCGCGUAAAAGAUCUAUAUAUUGAAGAAGGUGUGGAAAAUGGCCACAAUUUUUUGACCGACAUAACGUAUGUUUAUAUUAUUUUAUCGUUUUAUGAAAAUGUCGAAUCAAUUUUUUCAUAUCCGGUCUCUGAUAAGAGAUCUAAAUUGGAUGGCAGGGGCAAUUGAUUAAUAAUCGUUUUGCAGACUAAUGAGAUACUUGAAGGCUAGAGACUGGAAUCUAGACUUGGCUGAAAAAUUGCUGAGAGGUACUGUUGAAUGGAGAAAGACGUAUAAACCCAGUUUAAUUGAUUGUAGGUGGUGUCAUGAAAAACCUGGUUUUCACUCUCUAAGACAAAUAGGCUUCGAUGAAUUAGGGAGGCCUGUACUAUAUUGCUGCUUUGCACAGGCCACUGUUCAUAAAUAUAGUAUAGAAGAUGCAGUAGCUCAUUGCGCCUAUACCUUUGAAUCGGCAAUAGGUAGUAUGGCACCAAAUGUUCACUCUUGGGUCCUUGUUUUGGACUGUUCUGGUAUGACGCUCCCAGCUUGUUCACCAAAAUUGGGAUAUGGGGUUACACAAAUUCUUGCGAAUCACUAUCCAGAACAAUUAGGCCAAGUACUAUGCGUCAACCACAACGCCUUGUUUGAAGGUGUAUGGAAAGCUAUUAAAGCCUUCCUACACCCAAAUACUGCCAGUAAAAUGCGUCUUGUAAGAGGUAAAAGGAAAGUUAAGGAUGCUUUUGAGAAGUUCUUCCCACCUGAACUCUCUGAAUGGCUAAAUGAAGAGGUUCUACUGAAUAGAAAAAAACCUCUCAUUCCAUCACAGCAAUUUUUCUGGAGAAAGCCAGAAGUUCAUCCUCAUGAUCCAAGAGGUUGUCCCUCCUACGUAGCCGAAUAUCUCGACUGCAGAAAAGAAAAUCAUCGUAUCCAUCCCAACAUUGUUGACGAGUUGAAAGGGAGAAUUUGUCAAGCAAUAACAAUAGAAAGGGAAGAAGCUCCUUACGAUGCCGAUUCAAGCGAUGACGGAGAAAGCGAGAUAGUGGGAAAGAUUCCUAUAAAAGAUGAAUUUCAAAUACCUUCAGGUGCUAGCCAAAUAACAAUGUGA